Molecule: messenger RNA, 4361 nt
Organism: Neoarius graeffei (lesser salmon catfish)
Lineage: Eukaryota; Metazoa; Chordata; Actinopteri; Siluriformes; Ariidae
Gene: pla2g4aa
Product: phospholipase A2, group IVAa (cytosolic, calcium-dependent)
Exons: 18
Coding region: 165-2420 (751 amino acids)
Biological process (GO): glycerophospholipid catabolic process
Cellular component (GO): endoplasmic reticulum; nucleus; Golgi apparatus
Molecular function (GO): calcium-dependent phospholipid binding; calcium ion binding
Source: RefSeq, a predicted model, not a curated record
UCUCGUCUUUCUCUCUUGUGCUCUGAGAGAGAGAGAGCGAGAGAGAGAGACGGCUCAGUUUUAGGAUAUGCUUUUACUCUGCGGUAAAGUUAACAGAUGCCGCCCAAGACAAACAGAAGCCUUUCCUGACAUUUUCCCACAGUGAAACUUAUAUUGCUGGCAGGAUGGCCUCCAUAGAUCCCUAUCAGUACAUUAUAGUUGAACAUCAAUAUUCUCACAGGUUCCGAGUGACUGUGGUGAGAGCGGAAAAUGUCACUAAAGGUGCACUUGGGGACUUGUUGGAUACGCCGGACCCGUAUGUGGAGCUGUCAAUCCCAACUGCUCCUGAAUCGAGAAAAAGAACACGUCACAUAGACAAUGACAUCAAUCCAAAGUGGAACGAAACAUUUGAGUUCCUUCUGGACCCCCAACAAGACAAUGUGCUGGAGAUGACUUUAAUGGACGCCAACUAUGUCAUGGAUGAGACUCUGGGCACAGCUACAUAUUCCGUCAACAGCCUGAAUGUAGGACAGCCAGAGAUGGUGACUCUGUCUAUCGGCAAGACAACAAAGGUGCACCUGGAAAUGUUAUUGGAAGUCUGUUCGUCCACGGACCUGCGCUUCAGCAUGGCGUUGUGUGAUAAGGAGAAGCUGUUCAGGGAGACGCGUAGGGACAGAGUCAUGCUGGGCAUCAAAAAAUUCCUUGACAUGGAAAACCCACGCUUCCUGCCCACCUCACAGAAUGAGGUUCCCACCAUCGCUGUAGUGGGAUCAGGAGGAGGUUUUCGAGCCAUGGUGGGUUUCUCUGGGGUGAUGAAGGCUCUCUAUGAGUCUGGAGUGCUGGACUGUGCUACUUACGUAGCAGGACUUUCUGGCUCAACAUGGUACAUGUCCACGCUAUACUCGCACCCAGAGUUUCCUGAGAAAGGACCCCGUGACAUCAAUCAGGAGCUGAUGAAGAGUGUGAGCAGCAGUCCACUCAAACUGCUGAUGCCGCAGCACAUCAAACGCUACAUUAAAGCUCUGUGGAAGAAGAAAGCAAGUGGCCAGCCCGUCACUUUCACUGACAUCUUCGGCAUGCUCAUCGGAGAGACGCUUAUACCCAGGCAAAUGGACACAACACUGAGCUCCAUGCAGGAGAAGGUGAAUCUAGGUCAGUGUCCUCUGCCUUUGUUCACCUGCCUGCAUGUCAAACCCAACGUCUCCGAGCUUAUGUUCGCCGACUGGGUGGAGUUUAGUCCUUAUGAGAUCGGCAUGGCAAAAUAUGGCACCUUCAUGACCCCUGAGCUCUUUGGUAGCAAGUUCUUCAUGGGCAGCGUUGUGAAAAAGUAUGAAGAGAACCCACUACACUUCCUAAUGGGUGUAUGGGGUAGUGCUUUCUCCAUCCUGUUUAAUCGAGUCAUCGGCGUGAAGGAUACGACUGACUGCAGCAGCACUAUGGAGGAGGAGCUCGAGCAAAUUAAACCAGAGCACAUAGUCGGAAAUGAAACAACAGAUAACGAAGAGGAAUUGCGCAGGAUGGGUACAGAGUCUGCGGAAGUGGAGGAGGAGCGGCAGAGUAAAGCUCAGGCCAGCUGGGUGCAGCGGAUGUUCACCUCCAUGGUGGGCGACACGGCGCUGUUUAACACACGUGAAGGCCGCGCAGGAAAAGUGCACAAUUUCAUGCUGGGCCUGAACCUAAACACCUCUGUGCCUUUGACACCCCGCCAUCCCUUCAUGCCACAGCUGUCCAUUGAGGAUGAGGUGGACGCAGUCACAGAUCCCAAUGAGUUUGUUCACAUCUAUGAGCCUCUGGAUGUAAGGAGUAAGAAGAUUCAUGUGGUAGACAGCGGCCUGACCUUUAACCUGCCCUACCCAUUGAUCCUGCGACCCCAGCGUGGCGUGGAUCUCAUCAUAUCUUUCGAUUUCUCAGCCAGGCCGAGUGAUUCCAGUCCUCCCUUUAAGGAGCUUUUAUUGGCCGAGAAAUGGGCACGCAUGAACAAGUUGCCUUUCCCUAAGAUUGACGUGAAGGUGUUCGAUCGCGAGGGUCUGCAGGAGUGUUAUGUGUUCAAGCCCAGGCCAGAAGACAAACACUGCCCCACUGUCAUCCACUUUGUCUUGGCCAACAUCCACUUCAGGGAGUUCAAGGCUCCUGGAGUUCCCAGAGAGACGGAUAAGGAGAAGGAGUUUGGUGACUUUGACAUAUUUGACGACCCUCAGACGCCGUAUUCCACAUUCAACUUCCAGUACUCGAAUCAGGCUUUCAAACAGCUGCAUGACCUCAUGGAGUUCAACACGCUGAACAACAUCGAGCUUAUAAAAGACGCCAUCAAAGACAGCGUUCUGCAGAGGCGGAUGAACCCGUCGCGCUGCAAUGUCUCUCUUUCACUCAGUGAGGUUGAAAACAAGAAGUUCCUGAAACGCAGCACUGGCAGCGUAAAAAAGGACACGCCUAGCAGAUAAAUAUGACAAAAAGGAUAAAUCACAGUCUCAGCUUCCUGAGAGUUUGGAUGUCAUUAUCAAAGUUUGCUUGACAAUCGGUUAAAAUGCAAAUUGGUUAAAACAAGCAGAACUGGAUACACUGUGUUAAGGUGCCCGUAUGUGACAGACGUUCUGUGAACGCCUUCAGCUUGUGAUGAUCUGGUUUACACGAUCCUGUACACCUUUUCACACAUCUUUAAAGCUUUCAGCUGUUUUUAACAAAGGGAAAGAUUAUGUUGCCUGUGUGCACACACACACGCAGAGAUCUGUAUCUUUAGGAUGGGCUUGACUGCAUGAGGAUUCUCCACACAUUCUCUAACAGUCAGUACAGUCUGGAUUUGCUCAGGAUACAGUGCCACACUGUCCAAACCCACACAAAGUUCACGAAGGAAUGCAUAGUGAUGUCUGAAAACAAAGUCACUGCACUCCCACAGUGAAAUGCCACAGUGCACCGGGGUAAGAAUCCCCUAUGAAUGCAUCCUAGUGCACCACUGACUUCGACUUAAAUUCACAUUUUAAGAAGAGUCCCAAUCCUUUCUUCCAAGUGUUUAUAGUGUAGCUUCUGUGGCCAAGGAAUAGUGUGUAUUACUCAUAAGGCAAAGAAAUGAGGUAUAUUAUACAUAUGUCUGUAUAUGUUAGUGUAUUAAAAGUGUAUAUUACUCAUAAGGCAGAAAAAAUUGCAAAACUCUUAUUAACAACAUACAGCGAAAAGUCAUUUAUUUUGCAUCACUGUGCUUCCUGGCAGUUUAAUCAGGCUUGUAUGACAAAACUUGUGUACGUUAUACAUCAUCCUGGUUUAAAAUCCUCUCUAGUGUUCAUUUUCUGUAAAAGUUACUAAUGAUAAAUAUAGUUGUGUCAUGUACUCGGUGUAAGACAACCUGCUGAGUCACUGUUACGCUUUCCAUUCCUUUGUUAAGCUCCAUCAUGAGGGCCUGAUGUUCUAAAGCUAGUCAUCAAAAAAAAAAAAAAUUAUACAAAGACACAUACCUGGCCUCCCACAAGCUUCUUGAAAGGAUCGGAAGAAAGUGAUGGCAUGAUGUGGCAUGUUGUGUAAACUGUAUACACAUACUUCCUGGCUUCAUGCACACGUCCUAGUAUCAGAAUGACAACCAAAUGUGAAAUUCAAGCCUUUCUAUUCUGAUCAAUCUUUUCUGUGAGAUAAUUUGCUCAUUCUUGUAAACUAUAUUUGGAAACUGGUCACAUGGCCAGCUGUGUGAGAGUAUGGGUGAGGACUGGGGUGACCAUCUCAAGCAGGAGCUUUGUGUAGUUUAUUAUUACUAUUAUUAUUAUUAGUCAUGUGUCAGUUUAUGUGUAACUAUGAACUACAGAUCAGUCCUACAAAUGAAAAUUUCUGUUACAUUAGAAUAAGAUGUAUUUGUACAGUGCCUUUUUCACAGUAACAUUUAUUUGUUUUGUUAGUAUUUUUGCGUAGUAACUAAUCUUAUUUAUGAAUCAAGUAUGUUUAAUUUCAUCUCAGUUCUCUGAAAUAAUCGAACGCUAUUUGACCUCAUAACUUGUGUUUAUUUUAUGUCUUUAUGAAUUUUAUACAGUUAUCAUCACAUAACACUAUACAGUUAGCACUGGAUAAUCCUAACAAUGACAACGAGAGAAAACACAGUAUACUGCAGAAUGAGUACUGUAUUGUCUUGAUUAUGAAAAUAACCUGGUUGUGCAGACUUAUCAUUUAUUCUUCCAUCAGUUGGCAGAGUAUGAAGAAAAAGAUCUUCAAAAAUUUAUAGCAGUCUAUGAGGGACACUUACUUCAGGGAGUAUGUGCUAGAGAUGCGUCCUGAAUUAAAGACUGUUCAAAUUCCAGCAUGAUUCUAAUGAUUUUCAAUAGUUUACUUGUUUUAUCCAGAAUAUUUGUGUAAUUAUUUAAAUUGUGUACCUUAAUAAAACUCCAGUUCAGUCUGGAUAACCAAGA